CUUUCCGCCCCAAGAUCGCAAGACUCCGGACAGAGACGACUAUACUUUGCUGUUGUUUGACUGCUUGGUCUCCGCGCAAACACCACUACUCCAGGAAAUUACAUCAUCCCCACCGGUUGUGUGCGUGCCUUUGUUUUACACCUCGCCAUUCCCACAGAGUGCCCCACCAACUCCUCCCAGCAGACACCCCGCCAGAGAUCGGACAAGAUGCUAAAGAUUUGGUCUAUGAAGAAGGAGCAGCAGAAGGCUGAAAAUGCCGACGCUGCGGGCGGCAAGAAGAAGAAGGUGACUGCCGCGCAACUUCGUGUGCAGAAAGAUCUCUCGGAACUCUCUCUCGGAUCAACGAUGAAGACCGACUUUCCUGACGCCGACGACAUUCUUCACUUCACGCUUACGAUCGAGCCCGAUGAGGGCAUGUACCGGACCGGCCGAUUCACCUUCACAUUCGACAUCAACCAAAACUUCCCCCACGAGCCGCCGAAAGUCCGAUGCAAGGAAAAGAUCUACCACCCUAAUAUUGACCUGGAGGGCAAGGUGUGCCUGAACAUUCUCCGCGAAGACUGGAAGCCCGUCCUUAACUUGAAUGCGGUCAUUGUCGGACUCCAGUUCUUGUUCCUCGAGCCGAACGCCUCUGAUCCUCUGAAUAAGGAGGCCGCCGAAGAUCUUAGACUCAACCGUGAGGGAUUCAAGCGCAACGUCCGGACCGCGAUGGGCGGUGGCACUGUCAAAGGACAGACUUACGACCGUGUGUUGAAAUAGGAUCUACAACAGCAAGGGGAUCGCUUCCUUCUCGCUGCUGAAUUUUCUCCAACGACAUAACUCUUUGGCGAGACAAGAGGCCAGCCCGGAUUUGAUACCAGAGACGGACGGGCAGGCCGAUGGUUCGCAGAAGGGUGGAGUGCGCAUUUGAGGGGUCGGUGGGCAUCAAAAGCAAGCAUCGUCGUCAGGCGUUUGGGGAG
Colletotrichum godetiae is the source of this 959-nucleotide messenger RNA. Its product is annotated as ubiquitin-conjugating enzyme. Bases 208 to 759 code for a protein of 183 amino acids. Lineage: Eukaryota; Fungi; Ascomycota; Sordariomycetes; Glomerellales; Glomerellaceae. The transcript is spliced from 4 exons. The record is from RefSeq and is a predicted model, not a curated record.